Messenger RNA from Helianthus annuus (common sunflower), 891 nucleotides. RefSeq lists its product as uncharacterized. The transcript has a single exon. Lineage: Eukaryota; Viridiplantae; Streptophyta; Magnoliopsida; Asterales; Asteraceae. Bases 1 to 891 code for a protein of 296 amino acids. The record is from RefSeq and is a predicted model, not a curated record.
AUGUCUUCCCGUAAGCUAUCUGACUCUCUCAAGAGAUCCAGGGAGAACUCUCAGAAAAAGAUGAUGUCAUUCAUGGCCGAUCAGAUCGCUCGCAUCAUGCCAAAGAUCAUCUCUGAGAUCCAAGGAUCAAACACUCCUCCUUCCUCAGUGGAAUCUAUGGGCGAGAAGCUAAAGCCUACGAAGUUCAGCUACAAACACUUCGUCUCUUGCAACCCUAAGCCUUUCACGGGCAGUGAUGGGGUGACCGCAAUGCUAGAGUGGUUCGACAGCAUCGAGGUUACCUUCAUUAACAGUGAGUGCCCAGAACACUUGAAGACUAGGAGUGCAACGGGAAUGUUUCAAGGCAGAGCUCUGGAGUGGUGGUCGAAUGAGAGGAACAUCCGCUCUAACGAAGAAGCUUAUGCUCUCCCAUGGACCGAGGUGCGAGAAUUGAUGAUGCUCGAAUUCUGCCCUCCCCAUGAACAACUAAAGCUUGAAGAAGAGUUCUGGCACCGCAAGCAGAUUGGUGAUGGCAAUCUGGCUUAUACUACCUGUUUCAAGCAACUCAGCAUAAUCGUUCCUCACUUGGUUUCUACUCUGAAGCGCAUGAUAACCAAGUACAUCAAUGGGUUACCUCCUGCGAUGCGUGAUUCGAUUGAAGCAGCUCAGCUAGAGACUAUUGAAGAGGUUUAUCGUCUGGCUGCAAGUCUAAACAACAACUGUGUUCGUGAUAAACAGUUCGUUACUCCUGCUCCCUCCAAAUCAGCGAACCAAGUUACUCAGCAACCAAGUGGUAGCAGAAACAAGAAGAGAAAGUCUCAGGGUUCAGGGUGCAAUGCGAUUGUCCCUGCUGCAAACCCUGCUGUUAACCCCUGCUCCUGCUGCUGCUAUUCCAAACCCUCCUACUCCUGA